Messenger RNA from Cucumis sativus (cucumber), 1631 nucleotides. RefSeq names its product acetylornithine deacetylase. The record is from RefSeq and is a predicted model, not a curated record. Lineage: Eukaryota; Viridiplantae; Streptophyta; Magnoliopsida; Cucurbitales; Cucurbitaceae. The transcript has 11 exons. Gene Ontology annotation, molecular function: hydrolase activity. Bases 164 to 1492 code for a protein of 442 amino acids.
UUUUAAUUCAAGAAUUCUUAUAUUUUUAUUUUAGUUAUAUUCAAUUUAGUUAAAGGCUAUAUAAAGGAAGAUAUGGAGAUAGUUUUUAGCAUUGUGCAAACUUGUAGCAAAGAGGUCUAUUGUAUUAUAUCAACUAUAACAUCAUCAAUCCUUCUCUAGCAACAUGGGUUCUACUCCUUCCAUUAAAGGCACUAUCGGUGAGCUUCAGAAGGAAUCCUACAUUCCUUUACUGGCCAAGCUCAUUGGCGAGGCGGAGUCCGUUCAGAACAACCCCCCCGACGGUCUGAUUCCUAUAGAGGAUAACGUCGGUCGUCACGUCCUUGAUGCUCUCAAUCCUUACAGCACUAACAAUGGCGGACCCUUGAUCAUCAAGCGGGUCAGCUAUGACGACAAGGAUGAACGUGGACAUUUGAUUAUCACCUAUCCAGGAACUGAUUCGAAAAAGGUUAUCUCCUUCGUUGGAAGUCACAUGGACGUCGUCCCUGCAAAUGCACAUGACGAUAGUUGGAAAUUUGAUCCAUUCUCAUUGAGUAUUGAAGGUGAUAAACUUCGAGGUCGAGGAACAACAGAUUGUUUGGGACAUGUUGCUCUAUUAACAGAACUGAUGAAGAAGAUUGCACAAACUAAACUGAAUUUGAAGUCAUCUAUUGUUGUUAUAUUCAUUGUCUCUGAAGAAAACAAUUCAAUCCAAGACAUUGGAGUUGAACAGCUUUAUGCUGAUGGAUACUUCGAUAAUUUAAAAGGAGGACCUUUAUAUUGGAUUGACACAGCAGAUUCACAACCUUGUAUUGGAACUGGUGGUUCAAUUCCUUGGACAAUCACCACAACUGGAAAACUUUUCCAUAGUGGUUUGCCAAACAACGCUAUUAAUGCUCUGGAGUUAGCUAUGGAUGCUCUUAAACCACUUCAAUUAAAGUUUUAUGAAGAUUUUCCUGUUCAUCCCAGAGAGGUAGAAUAUGGAUUUGAAACUCCAUCAACUAUGAAACCAACCCAAUGGAGCUAUCCAGAAGGUAGCGUUAAUCAAAUUCCUGGAGAAUGUAUCAUUGCAGGGGAUAUAAGGUUAACUCCCUUCUACGAAGUGAGUGAUGUUAUAAGCAAAAUUGAAGAGUAUAUUGCGUACACCAAUGCACAUGUGGAGGAACUUGAAUCAAGGGGUCCUGUUUCAAAGUAUACCUUACCAGAUGGCACCAGGGGAAUUCUUAAGGUAGAAUUUGGAAACCCAAUAUCAGGAAUUGCAUGUGAUGUUCAUUCUAUUGGCUUUAAAAUUUUAGCCCAAGCAACCAUGGACGUUUUAGGAGAGGUCAAACCUUUCUCCAUUACAGGAAGUUUGCCACUUGUUAAAAAACUUCAGGAACACGGCUACGAUGUUCAAACUGUUGGCUAUGGUUUAACAGAUACAUACCAUGCAGAUAAUGAAUAUUGUAACUUUAGUGAUAUGGCCAAUGGCUACAAGGUUUUUGCCAGAAUCAUCUCUCAAUUUGAAGAUGUGUGAUCUUAACUUCAUUAUGAACAUUCACUUAUUAUAUAUUAUUAUGCCAUAAAGUCUCUGCAGAAAUCAUAUAUAUAUUGUUUGUACUAAUAAAUAAAUUUAUCUGCAGAAAAGAACGAUGAUAAUAUAUAUGCUUUAUGUA